Molecule: messenger RNA, 711 nt
Organism: Tetrahymena thermophila SB210
Lineage: Eukaryota; Ciliophora; Oligohymenophorea; Hymenostomatida; Tetrahymenidae
Product: transmembrane protein, putative
Exons: 1
Source: RefSeq, a predicted model, not a curated record
AUGAAGAACCGAAAUUCAGUGCACUCGAAAUUCCGUUAGCUGCUCCACUUGUAAAAGGUUUUUAAACUUCAGAUUUUUACUGGAGCGUAUUCGAAGAAUGUGUCUCAUUUUUAUUUGUUUUUAUUUUUUUAGAUUUGCUAGGCUAAUGCUAUUGUGCAUCAUCAUUUGACAUUUCGCCACCGCCGUUGUUAUUAUUUUUUUAAUUAUAAAGUGAAUCUUCUUCUAGAGACUAAGAACUAUACAUAUUUUUUUGAUCAAAAGAAUGGAUUUUAGGAUUUUUAAAUUAGCGCUAAGGAAGAGGAUUCUCUGGAUAAGCUACUUUCCACAUUUCAAAAAAAGAUUAAAAUUCAUCCCUUUUAUCUUGCUCAUUCCAAUGUACAUAUAAUAAUAAUGAAAGCAUUCUUUUUCGAGUGUGAGUGCGCCAUUCUUCACUUUCUCUUGGAUGCCUGCCGACAUCAAGAAUAAGAAUUAAAAGCAUAUUGUUAUAUUAUGAGUCUAAUUAGUAGAAUUUAAUUUUAUCUUCAAAGGCGUUAAGUAAUUUUAAAUAUUUUGGACGACCACUCGAAAUUGUACUCGAAAUCUCUUAAAAAACAGCCCUAUUAUUAUUUUUUCUCAUUUUAUCUUUAAGAAGAUCUGAAACAUAGUUUUCUAAAAAGUAUUUCGUAAGGGUAUCCUAAAGUUAUUUAUUGGCAUGGGGAAUAGUUUUCUUGA